AUGUUAUCACUUGCCAACCUGGAUAUUCUAGCCGAGAAAUCCACACGGAGAGCGUUUGGCUCGCAAUCGCCAACCCUGCCCCACAACCCGGACACCAUUCCUGAUGUCCAUCUUAAUCAACACCAGAGCGUGGCAUAUUCGAAGCCAAGACUCGUAGCAAUGACGGUAUUCACCUCCCGCAGUAACCUCCCCUUGUCCAUCGAUUUUGGCAGUAGCCUUCGAGGACCGAGUGUGGAUUCACGUUACUAG
Molecule: messenger RNA, 249 nt
Organism: Blastomyces dermatitidis ER-3
Lineage: Eukaryota; Fungi; Ascomycota; Eurotiomycetes; Onygenales; Ajellomycetaceae
Exons: 1
Coding region: 1-249 (82 amino acids)
Source: RefSeq, a predicted model, not a curated record